This is a messenger RNA of Vanrija pseudolonga, 1026 nucleotides long. RefSeq names its product putative 1-aminocyclopropane-1-carboxylate deaminase. The coding region runs from base 1 to 1026 and encodes 341 amino acids. Gene Ontology annotation, molecular function: pyridoxal phosphate binding; D-cysteine desulfhydrase activity; 1-aminocyclopropane-1-carboxylate deaminase activity. The transcript has 6 exons. The record is from RefSeq and is a predicted model, not a curated record. Lineage: Eukaryota; Fungi; Basidiomycota; Tremellomycetes; Trichosporonales; Trichosporonaceae. Gene Ontology annotation, biological process: amine catabolic process.
AUGUCAUCCACGUACAAGACCAAGCUUGCGUCCAUCCCGCGCGAGCAGUUCCUCUUUGGCCCGUCGCCAAUCCAGCACCUGCCCAACCUGCAGCAACACCUCGGGGGCAAGGUCAACAUCUAUGCCAAGCGGGACGACUGUAACAGCGGGCUGGCGUACGGGGGCAACAAGGUGCGGAAGCUCGAGUACCUCGUAGCCGACGCCAAGGCCCAAGGCGCCGACACGCUCGUGUCCGUUGGCGGCGUGCAGAGCAACCACACGCGCGCCGUGACGGCCGUCGCGACGGCGAGCGGGAUGAAGGCCGUGACGGUACAGGAGAAGUGGGUGCCCAUCGACCCGCCGCUGUACGACAAGACGGGCAACAUCCUCCUCUCGCGCAUCAUGGGCGGGGACGUGCGGCUUAAUGCCGAGGGGUUCGAUAUCGGGCACAAGGCGGCCACGGAGGCGGCGUUCAACGAGGUCAAGGCGAAGGGCGGGAAGCCAUACUACAUCCCCGCCGGGGCGUCAGACCACCCGCUCGGCGGGCUGGGUUUCACGAACUUUGUCGUCGAGCUCGCGGCGCAAGAGGCCGCGCUGGGCAUCUUCUUCGACACGCUCAUAGUGUGCAGCGUGACGGGCUCGAGCCAUGCCGGGCUCGUCGUCGGCGCCGUGGCCGAGGGCAAGGGGCGCAAGGUGAUCGGCAUCGACGCGAGUGCCAAGCCCGACGCUACACGCGAGCAAGUUACCCGUAUCGCGCGGGCUACGGCGCAGCUGCUCGACCCGGCGCUGCACAUCCCCGACGAGGCGGUCGUGCUCGACGAGCGCUUCCACGCGGGCGUGUAUGGCGUGCCCGAUGCGCAGACGAUCGCGGCGAUCGAGACUGCCGCGCGCACAGACGCAAUGAUCACCGACCCCGUGUACGAGGGCAAGUCGAUGGCGGGCCUCAUCCGCCUCGUGGAGGAAGGCGCCAUCGCGCCGGGCGCCAACGUCCUCUAUGUGCAUCUUGGCGGGCAGCCCGCGCUGAAUGCGUACAGCAGCUACUUUUGA